UGUGUGUUUUCUGGUUGCCAAUGAAAAGAUGUUGCGCUGUGGAGUUGGAGACAGAUGAGAAAUCACUGUCAGACGCUCCAAACGGGAAUAACAACGCUCUUAUUUGAAUAAAGACAGUUGCCUCAUCUGAUGUGGACGAUUUAGAGAAGAUGCAUACAACUCGCAGUCCAUCCGCAUCCAUCCAGACAGGAGCAGCUGGAGACGUACUGGACCUCAGCCUGAGCGGCUCUCAGCUCGCAAUGGGCCGCAGACCCAGCAGUGCUUCACCUGGAAAACACUUCUCUCGAUCCAUAUCUGUGUCUGUGGCCAGUGACGGCCGGGGGAAGCGAAACACUUUGACUGAUGCUGGAUUGGGAAGCUCACGGGCAAUUAAGAACCUGCGUCGGUCUAACAGCACCACACAGGUGAACCAGCAGGCCAACACAAGCCCCAGUGAAGGCCACACAGAAGACUUCCUGGCUCUGUUCAACAGCAGCUCUGAUGGACGUAGAAAACUGGCCGGCCUCUCCAAGACGUCCAAAGACCGUACCACUUGGAACAUCCUGGAUGAUCAGCAGAGAGUGUUCCCUGUGCCCAGCAGCUCUCACAGUACCUGCAGUAUGGAUUCUCCUACAGGGCUGAAGAAGAGGGAAGCUGGCAUCUCUCUGGCUGCUAACUUCACUGCCAACAACAGGAGCAAUAAAGCAGCUGUGGGUAACUCUGUGACCACCAUCCUUCAUAACAACCACUCAGAGAAACCCCUCACUCCCAAGAGCUCCAAUCAGAAACCCUCCUUCAAUAACAUAAUCAAAGCCACCGUAAAUGAUGAUUCGACUCUGGAUGCGAGUGGUUCUCUUACUAAGUCUCAGAAGAAUUUCUCUUCUGCGUCAUCGAGCUCCAACAACAACGCCCCCCGUAGUCCCCGAAGCCCAGGUCAGCCACGCAGGCGAGAGGUGACCGAGGAGGAGGCCGAAAGGUAUAUUCAGCAGGUGAACCAUGCUGCUAUUAUCAUCCAGCGUUGGUAUCGUCGCCAUGCCAACAGAAAGCGAGCCAAUGAGAAUACAAUCAAACACCUCCUCACAUCUAAAAAAAAGGAGAGGGAGCAGAGAGCAGAGGAGGAAAAAACCACUGAGUCAUUGAAGAAGAAAGAAGAUGAUCGAAAACGCAUCAGGGAGGAGAAGGCUCGCCUGGCUCGGCAUACCGCCAUACAGGAGCUUCAGCAGAAAAGAGCCCAACGUGCUGCAGAGGUACAACAGAUCGCAGAGGAGGAGGUAGAGGCACUAAGACAUGCUGGGAAAGUGGGCCGUAAAAAACUCACCAAGAGUUCACCCACUUCUCCCACUGAUGUCAAGGCUAUGAACACAGAUUCUAAUGUAAAUGUGGUGCCUGAUCUGGAUGAUGUGACGAAUUUGAGGGCCGCGUCACCUGUUGGUUCUGUGUGCCGAGGAUCUCAGUGUUCACAGGAGAUCCUCCGGAGGUCUGUGAGCAUGGAGGACCAGCGGCAGGGUGCGCCAUCGAGCAGGACGCAGUCAAAAACCACUCUGAAUGACCUGCUAGACACACUGAAGCUCUUAGAAGAGGAGCCACAGAGACUGUCAGAGCCCAAGAGCUACAGGAAGGACAAGUAUGCGUGGAUUGACAAGGAUGGAGACUCCAACUCCCUGACGACUGAUAACGUGGAACGGCACAGGCAGCUGAGUCAGACUCCAGUCCUUCCAGAUGGGGGCGCUCUGCUUUCAGAAGCUAAACUGCAGAGCAUUAUGAGCUUCCUGGAUGAGAUGGAGAAGUCAGAGCAGGAGAGACCACGCUCGGUCACCUCUGGAUCACAUAGAGAGGUGGUGUUGUCAGAGGAAGAUCUAGCAGUUGUGGAACAAGCCUCGGCCACAGCUGCUGAGGUCACCGGCUCUAUGAUGAGACUCAAACUGGAGCUGGAUGAGAAAAAACGCACCGUCAAUAUGCUACAAACAGCGCUGGCCCAGCAGAGGGAGCUGACGAUCCGGCAUGUGAAGGAGACAGAGAAAGAGCUCAAUCAUACGUUGCAGUUACAGAAACAGCAGUAUGAAGCUACGAUACAGAGACACCUGACGUUUAUAGACCAGCUGAUUGAUGAUAAAAAGGCCCUAAGUGAAAAGUGUGAGGAAGUAGUUGGAGAACUCAAGCAGGUGGACCAGAAAUACACUAAGAAGAUCGCUCAGAUGCAGGAGCAACAUGAGCUGGUGUGGCAAAUUCUGGGUCCCAUGUGUGAGGAGAUUAAGAAGCUAAAAGAGUUAAUGAGUGCCACAGAAAAGAUCCGCCGGGAGAAAUGGAUCGAUGAGAAGACCAAAAAGAUCAAGGAGAUCACGGUGAAAGGUCUGGAGCCAGAGAUUCAGAAGCUGAUCUCCAAACACAAGCAGGAGCUGAAGAAACUGAGAGUUCUUCACGAGGCAGAGCUGCUUCAGGCAGACGAGAGGGCCGCUCAGCGCUACGUCAGGCAGAGCGAGGAGUUACGACAGCAUUUGGAGAGAGAAAGAGAUGAACAGUGCCAGAGAGAGAGAGAACUGGCUAAGCAAAGGUUUGAGAAACAGCUGCAGGAAGAGGAGAACGCGCUGCAGCAGCAGAGGAGGCGCCUGUAUAAGGAAGUGUCAGAGGAGAAAGAGCGAAUCACACAGCUGGCAGCCAGGCAGCAUGCUGAGCUGGAAGACUUAAGGAAGCAGUUGGAAGACAACAGCUCAUUGGCAGGAAGAGCGUUAAGAGAAGAACUGGAGAAGAGCAGAGAUGAGCAGGAGAGACGUCACCAGGUUGAAGUUAAAGCCCUGAAGGAAAGGCUUGAAAUUGAGAAACAGACAUGGGAAGAAAAUUAUAUGAAAAAAGAGGAAGCGUGGCUGCUGAGCCGAGAGAGGGAGCUUAAAGAGGAAGUGCGUCGAGGGAGAGACAAAGAGAUUGAGCUGGCCAUUCAGAGACUAGAGGAGGAGACCAGGGGGGCAAGAGAGGAGUGUGAGAGAGCGGCUGACAAUAGGAUAAAGCGCGUGAGGGAGAAAUAUGAGGCCGAGAUCAGAGAUCUGGAGCGUUCGGAGCGGGCUGCACUGCAGAAACAGCAAGAGAUGAGAGAGAAACACAGUGAGAUGGAGGCAGAGCUCCUUCGACUGCAGUCACUGUUACGACAACGAGAGCAAGAGAUAAGCGACCUCACCCAGGCUCGUGAUAAGUUGUCAGAUGAGCGCCGCAGCCUUGCAGAAGUGAUCAGACAAGAGUUUGCUGAGCGGCUUGUAGAAACAGAGGAAGAGAAUAGGAGGAUGAAGAUGGAAAUAUCUGAAGCCAAAGCACGACUCCGCUUAGAGGUGGAGCGAGUGAGCAGAGAGAAAGAAGAGGAGCUUGCAGAAGUCCAUCAGAGAGUAAAGUCAGCUAUUUUGAAGAAGGAAGAGACUGUUAAUAACUUGCGGAAGCAGCAUGAGGCUGCGGUGAAGAGAGCAGAUCAUCUUGAGUCUUUGUUGGAACAGCAGAGAAAACAACUGUUAGGGAAAUGAUUGACAAGUUAGGGCAUUGACCCCUCCCACCACCAUAACCCGUCCCUUCUGUUAUACCGU
Messenger RNA from Rhinichthys klamathensis goyatoka, 3542 nucleotides. It is a transcript of the gene cep131, whose product is annotated as centrosomal protein 131. Gene Ontology annotation, biological process: cilium assembly; regulation of centrosome duplication; intraciliary transport involved in cilium assembly. The transcript has 27 exons. Gene Ontology annotation, cellular component: centriolar satellite. The coding region runs from base 150 to 3482 and encodes 1110 amino acids. Lineage: Eukaryota; Metazoa; Chordata; Actinopteri; Cypriniformes; Leuciscidae. The record is from RefSeq and is a predicted model, not a curated record.